Messenger RNA from Enterobius vermicularis (human pinworm), 234 nucleotides. NCBI's taxonomy places the organism in Eukaryota, Metazoa, Nematoda, Chromadorea, Rhabditida, Oxyuridae. The record is from the annotation of a GenBank genome assembly.
AUGGAUUCUGCAAGAAUCCUGAAGGCGGUUCUUUCACAAGAGACCGCUGUAAACUGCGCAGCUGAGUUCGGACAUGCCGAAACUGUUAAAAUUUCAGGCGAAAACGGCGUUGACCUGAACGCUAGGGAUGUGUGGCAGGGAACAGCUCUUGAUGUUGCUCAAAGAGAAGAUGUUCGCAGUUUCUUAUCGAUAAUUGUCGCUAAAAAAGCGAACCAAAAGAGGAUCGAGGAUUAG